Enterobius vermicularis (human pinworm) is the source of this 510-nucleotide messenger RNA. The record is from the annotation of a GenBank genome assembly. NCBI's taxonomy places the organism in Eukaryota, Metazoa, Nematoda, Chromadorea, Rhabditida, Oxyuridae.
AUGGCACUAUGCCAUCUUUUGAAGUUCAAAUUUUUUUCUAACGAUAGCGCUACUCGCAAUAUGUCAGCAGAAUGCGAUUCGACGCUGGUACGUGAGGCAAAAGUUCUUCACCAGGUUGAUUCUGGUCGGAAGGGUUCUGGACUUAAUAUUGAAGUCUCAACGGUGGUUGAGGAAUGGACAAGGUACUGUUUUAAAAGAAGUAAAUACGAGGGUAUUUACGAGAUACUUCUACAAAGAGCGAGCAGAUUUUAUUUCAAAUGUUCAUUCAGGAUUGACAGGUUGAAGAACAGUUGGAUUUUUCGUGGAGACAAAUUUUCUGUAUUUCCUACAAUGGUUUCAACGACAUUCGCAAUGAUCAAGCCAGAGGCUGUUGCAAUUCCACAGAUAGUUAAGGCUGUUAUUGCAGUCAUUGCUGUUAAAGAGCUUUCAGAUAUUAUAUCAGCAGUCGAAGAAGCCAAGACAGCUAGUGGAACAAGUGCUCUCAGCCAACAGGUUUCAGAGAUGUAUUGA